GUCUGCCAAGAGGGAAAGCGUCGGUUGUAGCUGAAUGUUCGGGAACGGGUUGUGUGUGUAUAAAUGUAUCUGGCUGAGUUUGCGAGUUCAGACAACAGGCUUUCAAGACCCGAGAGAGACGUCGGUAGAGAGCUAACGCGAAAGUGCAGUUGCUUACUGCUUUGGUUUUAUUUUCCGAAGAGUUGGGAGAUCUACAGUCAUGCCGAAGACUCCAGCCGUUGGGAUUGAUUUGGGAACAACGUAUUCCUGUGUUGGGGUUUUUCAACAUGGUAAAGUUGAAAUUAUCGCCAACGACCAAGGCAACAGGACCACACCCAGUUAUGUUGCGUUCACCGACACGGAGAGACUUUUGGGAGACGCGGCGAAAAAUCAAGUUGCUUUGAAUCCCAGCAAUACUGUGUUUGAUGCAAAGCGUCUGAUUGGGAGGAAGUUUAACGAUCGAGCUGUUCAGGGUGACAUGAAGCAUUGGCCCUUCAAGGUCGUCUCAAAGGGAGAUAAGCCGAUCUUACAGGUGGAAUUUAAAGGGGAAAAUAAGUUGUUUGCACCCGAGGAAAUCAGUUCCAUGAUUUUGACAAAGAUGAAGGAGACAGCUGAAGCUUAUCUGGGCAGUAAGGUCACAGAUGCAGUUAUCACUGUGCCGGCAUAUUUCAACGAUUCCCAGCGGCAGGCGACGAAAGACGCCGGGACCAUUACCGGUCUCAACGUCCUGAGAAUUAUCAACGAGCCGACGGCAGCUGCACUGGCGUAUGGCUUGGACAAGAAUCUGAAAGGUGAGAAGAAUGUAUUGGUGUAUGAUCUGGGCGGCGGUACCUUCGACGUCUCCGUCCUCACCAUCGAUGAAGGGUCGAUGUUUGAAGUGAGAUCAACAGCAGGGGAUACCCAUCUUGGUGGAGAGGACUUCGACAACCGGCUCGUCAAUCACUUUAAGGAUGAGUUCAAGAGAAAAUAUAAGAAGGAUCUCACCGGAAACCACAGGGCUAUCCGACGCCUGCGCAGUGCCUGUGAACGGGCCAAGAGGACAUUGUCAAGCAGUACAGAGGCUGGAAUAGAGAUCGACUCUCUUCAUGAAGGUAUUGACUUUUAUUCUAAAAUCACAAGGGCUAGAUUUGAGGAUCUGUGCUCAGACCUGUUCCGCAACACCAUGGAACCUGUUGAGAAGGCUCUGGUCGAUGCCAAAAUGGACAAGGGUAAAAUUGACGAUAUCGUAUUGGUCGGGGGAUCAACCCGUAUUCCUAAAAUUCAGAAACUGCUUCAAGAAUUCAUGAACGGGAAAGAUCUGAAUAAGUCUAUCAACCCGGAUGAAGCGGUUGCCUACGGUGCUGCAGUCCAGGCCGCCAUCUUGUCCGGCGAUACCCAUGAGACUAUCAAGGACGUAUUGCUGGUUGAUGUAGCCCCACUGUCUCUUGGUAUUGAGACAGCUGGAGGGGUAAUGACGAAACUGGUGGAGAGAAAUGCUCGUAUACCCUGCAAAACGUCAAAAACAUUCACAACGUAUUCUGAUAACCAGUCAGCAGUAUCAGUGCAGGUCUAUGAAGGCGAGAGAGCGAUGACUAAGGAUAAUAAUCUUCUCGGUCGCUUCGACCUGACGGGAAUCCCCGCUCCACGUGGUGUGCCUCAGAUUGACGUCGUUUUUGACAUUGAUGCCAAUGGCAUCAUGAACGUAUCCGCUCAGGACAAGAGCACUGGGAAGUCCAGUAAAAUCACCAUUACGAACGACAAGGGCAGACUAAGCAAGGAGGAGAUUGACAGAAUGGUCAACGAGGCCGAUACAUAUCGAGAAGAGGACGAGAAACAGCGAGAACGCGUGACGGCCAGGAACCAGCUCGAAGCUUACGUCUUCAGUGCAAGACAAGCCGUGGGAGACGCCGGUGACAAGCUGCCUCAAGCUGAUAGAGACACCGUCAAUGCCAAAUGUGAGGAGACUCUGAAAUGGUUGGAUGCCAAUAUGCUGGCUGACAAAGACGAAUAUGAUUAUCAGCUUAAGGAAAUCCAAAAAACGUGCCAACCUGUGAUGAUGAAGCUUCACGGCUCAGGUCAGUCGUCUGGGGGUCAAGGUCAGGGUCAGGGUCAAGGUCCGACUGUGGAAGAAGUGGACUAAACUGUUCAAUGUCUGUGUAUCAGCGCUCUAUCGUACAACAUAGCCAGCUGUGUCGUUGUUUGUUGAUUGAUUGAUUGAUUGACAUUCUGAAUAAUUCGGGACAUGAUCUACCUAAUAAGGAGUAUCACUGGUGCUAGACAAGGGAUUAUAAUAAUUGGUGUAUGUAUAUUUUGAAUAAUAUCGGUAAGUUAUUUGAUACAUGAAAUGACAAUAUGUAACCCUCAUCUCAUCGGAGACUCAACAAUUACGUCCAAUUUUACAAUUUGCUUUCGUAUAUACUGGUAUAUUACGUCAACAGUCUAUAAAAAGGCUGGGAAGAGUAUUUAGUCUUAACAAAACAUUCUACACACGUACAUGCUAGAUCAACGAGAGAUUGCGCGUUGUGUGCUCCAUAUAAAGAUGUGUCUGUGCUAUCAUCGUCUCCCCCUAGUAUAUCCUGUGUUUAAAAAUACAUCACGGCGUGCAUUGUGACCUAAACGACCGCGUGUAAAGCCCCACAGAGCAAACGAGAACGAGAUAGCGCCAAGUCGACAUAGGUUGUCUCCCUUGGCUCAUAUACAAACACGCACUCUCUCGGCAGGGUAUUGUAUUCUCACUUUAUACAUUACUGGGAGUUAAUUUAUGCGAAUACAUUUAGGCAUUGUUUUAAAUUCAGUUCAUUAUCUUACAACAGCCUAUUCUGAUUUGAAAUGGGUAUUUUGUUUCUCCUUUUAAAUGUAAUUGAUUUAAAGGAACAUUUAUAGAUGCCUGUUAAUGUGAAUGAAUAUAUUGCGAGAUUAUUUGGAUUAUCAAUCAGUAUUUUACUGUUGUGUAUUAUGGGACUAAUGUUGCUAUCAGGUAUAUGUGUUGUUUAAAUACUAACAAUCAUACACUUCCAUAAUUUCUUUACUGAUUCCCACUUGACCAGGAACAUGCUCUGAAAAAGCCAGAUAGUGCUUUUGGAAAAACUUAUGCCCCACCUUUUUAUGGACGCUAGCUUUUGCCCUACACGUGUGCUGAUAUGUGCCGGUAUGCUUGGUAACGCCGUACCUACAGGUGUUGUUUCAGUGCAUUAUUUAUAUUUUUAUGAAGAAAUCCACUGCCGGGCAAAAGAAAGUAAAAAGUUUUCCCCUGAAAACUGGGUGAGACCAAAA
Messenger RNA from Haliotis rubra (blacklip abalone), 3231 nucleotides. RefSeq names its product heat shock protein 70 B2-like. Gene Ontology annotation, biological process: cellular response to unfolded protein; protein refolding. Gene Ontology annotation, molecular function: ATP hydrolysis activity; ATP-dependent protein folding chaperone; ATP binding. The transcript has a single exon. Gene Ontology annotation, cellular component: cytoplasm. The record is from RefSeq and is a predicted model, not a curated record. The coding region runs from base 200 to 2098 and encodes 632 amino acids. NCBI's taxonomy places the organism in Eukaryota, Metazoa, Mollusca, Gastropoda, Lepetellida, Haliotidae.